This is a messenger RNA of Volvox carteri f. nagariensis, 2559 nucleotides long. RefSeq lists its product as uncharacterized. Bases 1 to 2559 code for a protein of 852 amino acids. Lineage: Eukaryota; Viridiplantae; Chlorophyta; Chlorophyceae; Chlamydomonadales; Volvocaceae. The record is from RefSeq and is a predicted model, not a curated record. The transcript is spliced from 8 exons.
AUGGCAAACGGCCCCGGGCUUAGCUGGGGCACCGGGGUCGCCGAAGCACGGCACCCGGAGCUGACCGCCGAUGCCUCAGGGACAACGGCAGGUGGAACGGCCUGCCAGACAGAUAACAACAUACAUAUUUCUGAAAAAUCAGAAUCGGGGCCUGCUGUUGUUUCAACGCUUCGAGGAGCUUCUCCCGGCGGGGUAAUUUUGCGCGCUUGUGGCGUUGACACAGGCUACGGUGGGUCAGCAUCUUUCGAACCUAACGCCAUGAAGGAAAACGGGACUUCCCAUGGAAAGGGUACUGACAGCCCAAGCGGAAGGGAGUUCGAAGGAAGAGCAUUAACAGCAUCGACAGCCCCUUCGGCACCAGCACCCGCGAUAGCGUCCUCGCCGCCUGGCAGUACAUCCCUGGGCCACCAGACCCACCAAAGCCCAGGUCCAUUAGCUAUGGAUCCACUCAUCCCUUCUAAUCUUAGCACCGGAGAACGCAGCGGCGUCAGCAAUGGGUUGCGGCGGGGCGCAGCAGGCAGCAGUGACGCAGGUAGUGGCAGCACCGAGGCCCUUGGCACCCAAGCUCGCAGCUGCAGAAACAGCGCACCGGGGGGCAUUGAUAACAAGUUCAGCGGUGGAGACGGAUCUGGGAUCGUAACUCCAGGGCUGGAGAGGAGUGCUGGCGGCGGUGGAGGCGCCAAGUCUAGCGGAAGCGGCGCCACGGUCCCGGCGGGCGCUGCAGGUGGUGCUGGCGGUGGUGGAGGUGCUGGCGGCUCGUCGUUGUUUUCCUUUGGGCCAACCAGCUCGAUGCUGGAGCACGUGUCGCGCGAGGUGUGUGAGGAGCUCUUCGCGGACAUCACAUGCGCUCUGGAUGCCUCGGCCCAGGCUGCGUUGCUGGGUCCGCCCGGGGUGGAGGCAGGGGCCGCGGUGGAGGCGGCAGUGGAAUGUAGCGGUGGCGGCGGUGACGGCGAUGCUGUGCCCCCCACUGCCUGUGGAGCCGCACACGGCCCCGGGCGCCGGGCUCGUGUGCGGGGCAGGUUGUACUACGAAGUCCUGGCUGUGUACUACGCCUCGCGGGCCGCGGCCGACUCGGCACGUGCGCUGAUGCACCUGUGUCAGCUGCUGUGGGACACACCCUGGGUGGCGCCAAUAUACGCCUUGCUGCUGCACAGGUUCCUUCUGCUGCCUCGGGACACCGCCAUGGCCUCCUCCCCAACCGCCGCCGCGACGGCGGCAACGGCGGCUGGCCUUACCGCUGCUCCGGCCGCAGUCGCGGGUAGUAGCGGCAGCAAGACGUCGUACGGCAUGUCGUACUCGGAUCCACGUGUCAAGCACCUCAAUGUGCUCGCGCACGGCGCAAGGCAGUUGCUGCUCGGCGACGUGCUAUCGGGGUUAUCUAGGUUCCAACCGCUGUGGGCAUUUUUGGCGUUUGAGGUGGCCGGCUUGGCAAUCCAGCCGGUGGCGGCUGAAGGGGCUGGCGGCGGCGGCGGCGGGUCCCCCGCCGCCGCCGACGAAGUUGCCGGCUUUGCGCCGCCGACGGCGGCGUUGCCGCCGGUGACGACGAUCGACGCCGUGCCGGUGACGGCGCGGCCAUGGCUGUUGGCGGUGGCAGCGGCGUUUCUGCCGUACUAUUGCCUGGACGAGCAGGUUUCAGAGCUGGCGCGGCGGUUCCCGCCGCCGGUGCCGCUGGAAGGAGCUGGCUCGAUGUUUCAGACGGGUUUUGGUGCGGCUGCCGGUGGCAGUGGCAGUGGCAGCAUCAACGGGGGCGGCACGGCAGCGUCGUCGUCACUGGCAGGGCUGGAUUUCUUGGUGGUAGAGGUGACGGACGUGCUGGGCCAAAUAAACAGCGAGUCAGCGCCACAAGUACGGCAACAGGGCGUCCAGGCAGCAGCAUCAGCAGUGACAGAAGCAGCAUUGCCACCAGGGCAUGUUGGCGAGGUCGCGGCGGCAGCGGCGGCGGCGGCACCGACUGCACCAAUGGAUGCAGCAGCAGCAGUAGCAGCACAGGCGGGCAGCCGCGGCAGCAAAGGCGCCUCUCGUAAAGCUGUUGCCGGCGCCGCCAAGCAUCGUAGGACGCCGCCGCCGCCACCUCCACCGCUGGCUGGGCUGCCUACCAUUACCAAGCUGCGAUUGCAGAGCGAGCUGUACUCCCUGACUUCUGGCGGCGGUCCCCGCUACGCUCCCCCCGAGGUCCGGCGAGCGGCCUUUUCCGCUCUUGAUGCGCUGUUUCCCGGGGGCAGAUCGCUGCGCUGGUUUGUAAGGUGGGCCUCCCGGACGUUGCAUUUGGAGUGGCUGGAGGGCGACAGCGGCGGCUCCGAUGACCCGUGGGCGAGUCGGGGCUGGCUGGGUUGGAUCUACUGGCCCAUACACUGGUAUACGGCACUGUACGGCAAGAUCCUUCUGGCGACGUUUCAGCUCAUUUACGGCAUCGUCGUGUGGCGCCCGAUGCGGCGUGCUGCGGCGCCAGAGGUGGCGGGCGGCGUGGCCGGCACAGGCAGCGGUGGCGCCAUCACACCCUUCUCCCUACAUGCCGUACUGGCAAGCCAGGGGGGGUUUGUCGUCACUAUCCAGAUGUGA